Messenger RNA from Oncorhynchus keta (chum salmon), 2527 nucleotides. RefSeq lists its product as uncharacterized. The record is from RefSeq and is a predicted model, not a curated record. The coding region runs from base 198 to 1430 and encodes 410 amino acids. The transcript is spliced from 7 exons. NCBI's taxonomy places the organism in Eukaryota, Metazoa, Chordata, Actinopteri, Salmoniformes, Salmonidae.
GGUGCAUUGUGGGAUGCAAAAUGGCUCAAUCGUGUUGUCAGCAGAGUAGCCAGCCAGUUAUAUCUUAUAGCCAUACAGUUACAUUUACAAAUAAGUACAGUCGAUAAAGUAUUGUUAAUAAUUGUUUAGAGAAUAUCACUUUGAUAAACAGCAACUUUUUAUUGCAUUCGCGUCUUUUGGUCGAGACAACAGCCACCAUGUCCAGCAAAGUAGACAAAGUGAAAAGUGAGUCCAGUAUAAUACGUUUUGAAAGAAAAAGUACCACUACUGAGUCUGCCACAAGAGGAAAUGACAGAAGAAGUACUGAGUCUGCCACAAGAGGAAAUGACAGAAGAAGUACUGAGUCUGCCACAAGAGGAAAUGACAGAAGAAGUACUGAGUCUGCCACAAGAGGAAAUGACAGAAGAAGUACUGAGUCUGCCACAAGAGGAAAUGGCAGAAGAAGUACUGAGUCUGCCACAAGAGGAAAUGGCAGAAGAGGUACUGAGUCUGCCACAAGAGGAAAUGACAGAAGAAGUACUGAGUCUGCCACAAGAGGAAAUGACAGAAGAAGUACUGAGUCUGCCACAAGAGGAAAUGACAGAAGAAGUACUGAGUCUGCCACAAGAAGAAACGACAGAGGAAGUACUGAGUCUGCCACAAGAAGAAAUUACAGAAGAAGUACUGAGUCUGCCACAAGAGGAAAUGACAGAAGAAGUACUGAGUCUGCCACAAGAGGAAAUGACAGAAGAAGUACUGAGUCUGCCACAAGAGGAAAUGACAGAAGAAGUACUGAGUCUGCCACAAGAGGAAAUGACAGAAGAAGUACUGAGUCUGCCACAAGAGGAAAUGACAGAAGAAGUACUGAGUCUGCCACAAGAGGAAAUGACAGAAGAAGUACUGAGUCUGCCACAAGAGGAAAUGACAGAAGAAGUACUGAGUCUGCCACAAGAGGAAAUGACAGAAGAAGUACUGAGUCUGCCACAAGAGAUGACAGAAGAUCACCAAGCACAGGGAAAGAAAAAAGGAAAACGAAACGGAGCCACAGUAGAUCAUCUUCCUCAUCCAGCUCAUCAUCAUCAUCCUUUUCAUCCUCGUCAUCCUCAUCCCGCUCUUCAUCCCACAGUAGGAGUAGUUCCAGCAGCAGUGAUUCCCACAACAAAUCCAGAAGGAAUUCUAAGAAAAGGAAAAAGGAAAAACAACACAAGAAGAAAGGGAAAAAGGGGAAGAAGCAUAAACGAAAGAAGGACAAGAAAAUGACACCAGAGGAGGAAAGCGCUGGACCUGGACCUAUUCAGAUCUCCAAGUAUUUGAAGGAGAGAUGGAGAAAAAGCAAGUACAGCAUGAUCACAGGAAAGAAGAUCAAAAUGAAAUUGAAGAAGUCCAAGAAAGACAAGCUGAGGGACAAGAAUCGCGCCGAACUGCUUGAGUUCCUCAACUCCACGUUGUAAUGCAAAGGGCCGUCACCGUUGGUUAUGUUCCAGAACCUUCCAAUUUUUGUGCAGAACAGAACUCAGGGAAAGACGACCAUUUUGAUGAAGCUCUGAACUAACAUCCAUUUACAGGGUUAUUAUUAUCACUGCAAGAGAUGUGGGACAUGUAAUCUCAAAAUGACAGAAUGUGCCAUGUCUCUCUUUUAGAAAAAGCGUGUUGUCACUCCUGUGGUUGUCGGCCCCUUUCUUCAGACCAGUGGAGAUUGCUGAAGGAGAACGGCUCAUAAUAAUGGCUGGAACGGAGCCAAUGGAACGGCAUCGGACCAUGUGUAUUCGAUGCCAUUCCACCAAUUCCGCUCCAGCCAUUACCACAAGCCCGUCCUCCCCAAUUAAGGUGCCACCAACCUCCUGUGCUUCACACUGUUUGGAACUGAUGUCUGUGUGUUUGGUCUUUAGAAUUGUAAUUUUACUAUAACAUCAAAGGAGCCAGUCACUGUCUUUUUAUCAGUAUGUUUGCUGCACAAGGUGUUGCUAAGCAAGUUAGAACAGUGUUGCUGUGGUGGAGACUACAGAUAAGCAAAGAUCUGAGUGAUGAACAACAUACCUGGGUUCAAAUAGUAUCGGUUUUCUUUUAAGUACUUCAGUUGAUUAAGCUUGCCCGGCACAAUGGAACAAAAGGAAAAGUGCCAACCCGUCCAUCUUUCACGCCAGCAGGCUCAAGAGCUUAAAGUAUUUGAAAGCAAAUACUAUUUGAACCCAGGUCUGAUGAACAAAGAGAUUUGGGUACAUUUUAUUGUAACGUAGUCUCAAAUAGAACACCAGUCCGGCAUUGCAUUGUGUUUGAUGAUGAUCUAUGUUUUUCUAGUUGUUUUAAGAAGGUCCAAAACAGUCUUGCAGCUAAACUCGGGUCCCCAGGAAUGUAGUUUAUUGUUAGAUAUAUUGAUUAUCAGAGAAUAAUGUAUAGUAUGUACAAAUCUGAGACUGGAUGUCAUCACAUGUAAUACUAUAAAUCAAUAUUAUUUUGGAAAAGCUUUUUAUAUUUUGUGAAGCCCACUUGAUGUGGCAAACUGCUAGAGUCCACCCAAUAAAACAGCUCUUCUCUCAACAGCAAUAAA